GCUAAGGGCAAGGCUAAGACGGGCCACAGCAAGACUAUGCACAAGUCUAUUGCUGCCAAAGAAGAUGGCGAAGAGGAGGAGGAGGAAGGUACUCCUGAGGGAGAGGAAGGUCAAGGGAAUCAGUUACCUGGUGCUAAUACACCUUCGACAACGACACCCAACAAUAGUACCAACACCACCGCUCCCACAACCCAACCUAGUACCCCGCCAAUCAAUAUUGUAGUAAACUCGGCCAAUCCUCCCCCGACUGACCCAAACAGCAACGGGACUCAAGUUCCACCACACACUGCCAACAUGAGCCCUCAAGCCAACUACACUAGCCAAGUUCUUAGCAUCAACCAGGCUCUUGCUGCCGCGACCCAAUCUUUGUCGAGCGCAGGCAACUCGUUGGCGUCUGCUCUAAGCGUCAUUGCCCAAGCCAUCAACAACAUCAACUCGGCCACACAGGGCUUACUUCCAAGUCUCAACAUCACGACCACCACGCCUCCACUCGUUGCAAAUUUGGCUCAAAACAAUGGCACAAAUAGCACCGUCCCGUGCCCUGAUCCAAAUAACCCAGGAGCCAAGAAUGGCACGACACCUGAUGCCAACACUCCACCAGCAGACAAUGGAAACGGCUCGACACCUCCACCAGAAGGUCAACAGGAUCAAUCACAGAGCCAAGGAAGCGGAAA
This is a messenger RNA of Acaulospora colombiana, 674 nucleotides long. NCBI's taxonomy places the organism in Eukaryota, Fungi, Glomeromycota, Glomeromycetes, Diversisporales, Acaulosporaceae. The record is from the annotation of a GenBank genome assembly.